AUGGAAGAAUAAGAUAGCAGAUCAUAUCUUGCUAGUAAAGUGCACCCGCUUUUCGAGAAAAUAUUAAUUGAAUUGCUAAUCGCAAAACCUGAAGAUCCUGUAAUAUGGCUAGAAUGAUAAUAAGGUUGAAUUUAUGACUUAAUGGCUGGCAACAACAGGAUAGCAAUACAGACCUUAGGAAAAACAAAAUGUACCAUUCUCAGUAACCCUGCCUGUUCAAUCUCAUAAUUAAAUGCAAACUGGAACUCCAAGAAGAAGCUAAGUUUAAUCUCUACAAAAUCCUCUAUUGAACAGAUAGUAAUCAAAUUAGCCAGGAUCAAAUCAUCACAUUCCUCAUCUAUAAUCUAAUUAAUAAUUGUCCCAUUAACAUUCUAGUUAGCCUAUUAAUAGCCAACAUGAGAUUAAUAGUUAAUAAUUGUUACAUUAAAAUAAUUCAAAAUAAGGAUUAGAAUAAAGUGAUUUAUAACAAAAAAGCUUUGAGGGUAGUUAGCAUGAAGCAGAACAUCAUUUUGAUCAAGAACCUAAAUUUGGUUCUGGUGAUCAGUUAAGUCCUUCUCCAAUUGUUGCUGAUCCAAAGAAAUAAGCACAUCCAUUUUAAAAAUAAUAAUCUGUUUUAACACAAAAGUUUUAACCAUAAAGCAAUAAUAAUAAAUCAUUUAAGAAAUCAGCUACCUAAGCAAAUCCAAUGUAUUUGCAGCCGGUUACAAUGAAACAAGUAUAACCAUAACCAUAAAUUAUGUUCAAUAAUACUCCAAGAGAAUAAUCAUUAUAAUAAAUGAAAUCAUCAUAAGUUAACUCUGUCUAAUAAAGUUAAUAAGGAUUGAUGCAUUCAAGAGAUGAGUAUGAAAUUUAAGAAAAUUAAUAAUUAAAAAGGAGUUCUUUAACAGAGAGCAAAGAAUAAUUAAUCAAGUAAUAAUCAUUAUAAUAAUAAUAACAAUAAUAGUAAUAGUAAUAAUAAUAAUAAUAAUAAUAAUAAUAAUAAUAAUAAUAAUAAUAAUAAUAAUAAUAAUAAUAAUAAUAACAAUCUUAAUCCUAAAUACAUUAAGCAUAAUAGUAAGAAUAAAUUCAUCAAUCCUAAAUUAAUUCUUAAAAAAAUCAUAAAGUUAUUCCAAAAAAUAAAGAUUAAAAAUCCAGAGUUUAAAAAAAAAUAACUACUUGCUAUUUGUUUAAACAUUUAAAUGAUCAAUAAAAAGAAAUUGUUGCUAAUGCUAUGGAAGAGAAGAAAUAUAAGUAUAUAAAUUUAUAAACUUCUUUAGAGCAAAUGAGACUAUUAUAAAGCAAGGAGAUGAUGGGGAUUAGUUAUUUUUAGUUGAUUAGGGUCUUUUAGACUGUUAAAAGAGAGGUAAACAAAUUGAAGACAAAAUUAUUAAAUCCUAUCAACCUGGAGAUUUUUUUGGUGAAAUGGCCUUACUAUAUAAUGAGAAAAGAGCUGCAACAAUAGUAGCCUAUACAGAUUGUGUAUUGUGGGUGCUAGACAAGGAAACGUUUGAUACUUUUAUCAAAUAACCUGUUUUAGAAAAACGUUAGAAGUAAUUAUUGAUUUAUUAAUGGUAAUUAGAUAUGAUGGCAUUUUACAAAAAUUUCCAAUUUUAUAAUAAAUUGAUCCAUACCUUAGACAAUAAAUUGCAGAUGCUUUACAUGUGGUUAGUUUCAAAGCAGAUGAAGUAGUGUUUAAGUAAAAAGAAAAAGGAGAUUAUUUUUAUUUAAUACAAGAGGGUUAAUUGAAAGCAUUAAAAAAAGGAGAAGAAGAUGAGGAUGAAGAAUAAUGUGUAUUUGAAUUUGGAGAAUUUGAUUAUUUUGGGGAAUUGGCUAUGUUAAAAGAGAUAAACAGAUAGGCUACUAUAGUUUGUGAGACUGAUUGCAUCCUCUUAGGAUUGGAUAAAUAGUCAUUUACAAAACUAUUAGCGCCUAUCCAUGUAAUAAUAUAUGAUAAUUUUAGGAUGUUAUAAAAUAAGGAACAGGAAGAUAUCUAAACUUUAGCUUUAAUUGA
This is a messenger RNA of Paramecium octaurelia, 1990 nucleotides long. The record is from the annotation of a GenBank genome assembly. Lineage: Eukaryota; Ciliophora; Oligohymenophorea; Peniculida; Parameciidae.